This is a messenger RNA of Acytostelium subglobosum LB1, 1041 nucleotides long. RefSeq lists its product as hypothetical. The record is from RefSeq and is a predicted model, not a curated record. Gene Ontology annotation, biological process: protein deubiquitination. The transcript has 2 exons. The coding region runs from base 1 to 1041 and encodes 346 amino acids. Lineage: Eukaryota; Evosea; Eumycetozoa; Acytosteliales; Acytosteliaceae. Gene Ontology annotation, molecular function: cysteine-type deubiquitinase activity.
AUGGCAAAGAAAAAGAAUAACAAGUUGUUGGUCAGCACAGUGGAUGAUGAUGAAGAACAAGAUAAUAAUACUACAACUACAACAACAAACAAUGAUGAUAUAAACAACAAAGUGAAUGAUACUAAAGAUAAUGAUGACGAGGAUGAUGAUGAGGAGAAUGAACAAAAGUCUGAGUCAAAGGGAAAGAUGCAACAUAGACAUAAGUUGGAAUUGAAAAAGUUACAACAGGAUAUAGACAAGUUGAAUCAUGCCAUACCAAAGAAGGAUAAGAAGGCAAAAGAUGAACUAGCUGUGAAGGCAAAGAAGAUGGAACAGGACCUGUUGGCAAAACAUAAGGAGGAGAUGAGCAAGUUUGAUGAGCAACAGAAACAGCUUGAAAAGGCCAUUCAAGAUCAGCUGUUGGUCACUGAUCAACGUGCCAUCUCUAAAGCGCAACUCAAACGAGCGAAGCGUGCCGAAGAGGAAGAAGCCCGAGCCAAGCAACUCGAGGAAGACAAGAAGAACUAUGUAUCAAAGGGUGUCGUUGAGGCCAACGACUUUACAACCAAACUAAAGCCAUUGUCAAAGUCUAUUAAGCUUAUCAAAUCGGAUGGAGACUGCCUUUACAAUGCGAUCGCCAAUCAAUUGUUGGUCAAUGGAGUGAUCAAGGAGAAGGAAGCGGGUGGAUAUCACAAGAAGCUGAGGUCAAUCGCGGCACAAUACAUUCGCACCAAUCCAGACGAGUUCCUACCGUACAUUGUCGCAGAGGAGGACUUUAACGACGCGGACAAUCCCAUCGAUGACUACUGUCAGCUGUCAGUGCUGAAGGAUGGCUGCUGGGGUGGUCACAUCGAGCUCAAGGCAAUAUCAUCAUCACUCAAGACUCCGAUCAUCGUCUACAAUGCAUACGCACCAGACGUUCAACUUGGCGAGGAGUAUCACAAGAGCCACGCCACCAACAAGCCCAUCUGUCUCUCUUAUCACAAGUUUGCAUUCACUCUUGGUGAGCAUUAUAACAGCGUUGUGCCUGCUGCCCCCAUCUAUCAAGGCGACCAGGAGUAA